CCAUUAGAUUAUAUAACAAAUAACAAACAAAAGGCAGUACAUAAAGACCAAGAACAAAAACUCUACUUGCCAAAACGAAUGCUAGUACAUCAAUUUUCAGCCAUAUAAAAGUAAUAUUUGAUAUAUAUUAUAAUAAAAAGUAGGAAAUAAUCUAAAAAUCCAUGGCGAGUAUUGGGCUUUGGUGUCCUUGGUCUCUGCAACGUCCACUGAGCCACUUCACAUUUGUAUCGAAGAAUAACAAUGGGUCUCCCAAACUUGGUAAACAACAAUGGGUUGUUCGAUGCUGCAAGAACAACGAGCAACAACAAUGUUUCCAAAAUAGGAGGGAAAUUUUGGUGGGCAUGACCAUGAGUGUUGUUGGGUUUUCAUUUAAUUCAAUUUUGUCAGAUGCAUUAGCAGAAACCGAAGUGGCAGAAGAUUUUCGUAUCUACACUGAUGAUGUAAACAAGUUCAAGAUAUCUGUACCAAAAGGGUGGCUAGUGGCUGCAGGUGAGCCUGAUGGAUUCAAAUCUGUCACUGCUUUUUACCCAGAAGGGAACACUAGCUCCAACGUGAGCGUUGUGAUCACAGGGCUCGGUCCUGAUUUCACCAAGAUAGAAUCAUUCGGCAAAGUUGAUGAGUUUGCUGAGACUCUGGUGAGUGGAUUGGACAGGAGUUGGCAAAGACCACCAGGAGUGGCAGCCAAGCUUAUCAAUAGUAAAUCUUCCAAUGGUUUCUAUUACAUCGAGUACUCCUUGCAAAGACCAGGGGAGACUCGCAGAUACUUGUUCUCAGCGCUUGGAAUGGCAUCUAAUGGUUGGAACAAUAGGCUAUACACAAUCACUGGACAGUUUGAGGAAGCAGAUUUGGACAACUAUGGCUCACAGAUACAGCAGGCAGUCAAAUCGUUUAGGUUUAUCUGACAACUGAUAGUGUAACCAGCCAAAUAGAUGGAUACAUAACAAUCCCAAGUUUCAACUUGUUUGGUGUUAAAAUGAUGUUAUAAUCUCAAUUCUCAAUCAUUAAUUAUUUGUGUUCUAUUUUGGAGUGCAUCAAUGUACCCCAUUAUUAUUUUUGAUAUGAUAAUUUUAAAAAAUUCAAAGCAAAAUUUAAAUACUAUUUUACAUGCGUAUAAA
Molecule: messenger RNA, 1115 nt
Organism: Cannabis sativa
Lineage: Eukaryota; Viridiplantae; Streptophyta; Magnoliopsida; Rosales; Cannabaceae
Product: psbP domain-containing protein 3, chloroplastic
Exons: 10
Coding region: 162-902 (246 amino acids)
Biological process (GO): photosynthesis
Cellular component (GO): photosystem II; extrinsic component of membrane; photosystem II oxygen evolving complex
Molecular function (GO): calcium ion binding
Source: RefSeq, a predicted model, not a curated record